Molecule: messenger RNA, 497 nt
Organism: Melitaea cinxia (Glanville fritillary)
Lineage: Eukaryota; Metazoa; Arthropoda; Insecta; Lepidoptera; Nymphalidae
Exons: 7
Coding region: 82-399 (105 amino acids)
Source: RefSeq, a predicted model, not a curated record
UUUUUCUUACAUUUUUAGAACGCUCACCCCGCCGAUACUGGUCCAAUUAAUCCUGUCGAUAUUGUAAAACCAGGUACAUUCAUGUCAACAUUCCGCAACACCGUGAUAUCUGCUUGGGCAAAUUUUAUCAAUUUUUUAUUUAAACUGUUGUGUAUCUUUAAUCUUAGCGACGUCGCCAACAUGGGCAAAAAUAUGAUGAAUAACGUUUUGAAAGUGUCCAAAGUAUCACCAUCGUCUCUCGCUGGAGCAGAUGUACUUUCUAAAGCAAAGGACGUUUUGCCCGCUACAGAUCUCAUGAAACAAAUACCAAAAGAUAUUCCAAGUAAAGACGCGGUGUCGAAUGCAGUGAGCGCAGCUUCGAACGCGAUAAGCAGUCCACUAGGUUCUCUCGGUCUAUAGUGGAUUGGCUAACGCUCACAAGCAUUUAAAUUUUUUCUUUUUUAUUUAAAUUGUAAAAGUACAGCUAGCACUUCAGUUAAAAUAAAUUAUUUAAAAAA